Molecule: messenger RNA, 2188 nt
Organism: Myodes glareolus (Bank vole)
Lineage: Eukaryota; Metazoa; Chordata; Mammalia; Rodentia; Cricetidae
Source: RefSeq, a predicted model, not a curated record
CAAAUGCUCAGAGCCACGAGUCUGCACUAGGCUGCCUCAGCCUAGAGCUCAUGAGGGACCUGGCUCUAGGCUCCAGAUGACACUGAGACCUCAUUAUAUGAACUCCCGCCAUGAACCGAAAGAAGCUGCAGAAGUUGACAGACACCUUAACUAAAAGUUGCAAGCAUUUUAAUAAAUCUGAAGUGAACUGCCUUAUAACGCUUUUCUAUAACUUGGUGGGAGAUGUGGUAGAAAGGCCAGGAGUAGUCAUUGGACUAGAUCGUAAUGCAUUUCGGAACAUUCUGCAUAUGACAUUUGGAAUGACAGAUGACAUGAUUAUGGACAGAGUCCUCAAUUUGAUCAUUCCCUGCUGUCUAGUCUUCUUAGUAUUUCGAGGUUUUGAUAGAGACAAUGAUGGCUGUGUAAGUGUAACUGAGUGGAUUCAUGGAUUAUCACUGUUUCUUCGAGGGACUUUAGAAGAAAAAAUGAAAUAUUGCUUUGAAGUGUUUGAUUUGAAUGGGGACGGCUACAUUUCAAAGGAGGAGAUGUUCCACAUGCUGAAGAACAGCCUUCUCAAGCAGCCCUCUGAAGAAGACCCUGAUGAAGGGAUCAAAGAUUUGGUUGAAAUUACACUUAAGAAAAUGGACCAAGACCAUGAUGGGAAGCUGUCCUAUACGGACUAUGAGAAUGCCGUGAGAGAAGAGACUCUCCUGCUGGAAGCCUUUGGGCCAUGCCUGCCUGAUCCAAAGGGGCAUGCUAAUGGCUCCAAACAGCAUCAAUAUCUGCCACUGACAACUCAAGAACCAUUGGGUCUGCGAGAUCAUAUGCUUCAGAUGGUAGCACAGACAGCAUAGCAACCCUGACCUACUGAAGAGCCUUCUCUGUUCCAGGACCCACUCAACGCUAACAGAUUUUCAAGUCACUUGGUAUAUAUGCUCAAGUAACACAUCCAAGAGAAGAUUGUUCUCUCUCCAGAAUCCGAAUAGACCCUCUAAAUGUUGGGCUUCUUUUUUGGGAGUGGGGGCGGUCACAUGCAAUAACUUGUCCUUAACUUCUAAAGAAAUACCUCUACACGUCCCAUACUACUGCCCUGCUAAACAUGUCACUGAGGUAGAAGACCCUUGAACUUUUGUGGGAUUUACUUCUCAUUCUCUGAUGUGCAUAUGUGUCUUCAACAAGUCCAAAGUGGUUGCUACCUCCUGUUCACUUGGUCCAAUUCGCAUAAUGCCAUUAAUAUAGUCGACCAGUGUGACAUUUUGUGGAAGAAACAAGUGAUCAAGAUCUCUUCAAACUAAGUUUUGUCACAGAGCUACAGAGUUGAUGUAUCUUUGAAGUAAAACUAAAGGUGUACUAUUGGUCUUGCCAACAGAAAGAAAAGCGCUUUUGAUCCUCUUUAUGGUCAGGUACCAAGAAAACGGCAUUUGCUAAAGCAUUAGCUGCAUACCAAGUACCGGGAGAUGUGUUUAUUUGCUCAAGUAAGGACACCAUGUCUGGCAAAGCGACUACAUCAGGAGUCACUGGACAUUUAAGUUUUUGAUAAUCAGCUGUCAUUCUCCAUAAACCAUCUGUCUUUUGCCCUGGUCAGAUAAGAGAGUUACGGGAAGAAUUAAACUACUACCCCUGCAUUUUCGUCCUUAAUGGUGGCCCUAAUUUCUUCAGUUUAUGAGAUGCAAUACUGUCCUCUCCUCUUUGUCCCUGGUAGAGGCAACUCCAAUGGCUUCCAUUUGGAAUUUCCAACCGUAAUAACCCUCACUUCACAGGUCAAAGAACCAUUGUGAGAAUUCUGCCAAUGUUGAAGUAUUUCUAUCCCAAUUAUACAUUCUGGAACUGGGGAAAUAACUACAGAAUGAGUUUAGUGAUGUACUAGAGCUAUUGUGAGUUGUACUUCAGUCAAAACUCCAUUAAUCAUCUAACCUCCAAAAACGUAUAACAAGGGGCCCCAAUGCUUCUUGGGCUCUCCCUCUCACCGUUGUCCCACACCUGUAAAAUCCACUCUCAUAUAUAUUCCCCAGACAUCUGACUGAAUGAAUUGGCAAACUCACUAAGGUCUUUAGCGGUGUAGCACACAUCUCACGAACUACACUUUUUAUCUCCCAUUUGGGAGCUGACUGGCGUUAAGUCUGGUCAUAGGUCUAGAGGUAUUGGUGGGCCCUGGGAAACAGCAGUAUUGUCUUGCCUGAUAUCUCCUUCAGGGAAAGUCACUGUUGGG